AUGUCUACUAUUUCCGCUUUGAAGUAUAUCAUUCGCCGCUUUAUUGAACACAAGAUUGACACCAAAGACUUGGAAACGAUCCUGGACACUCCUAUGCCGCUUGCAGUAGCCUCGUUAACCCUGCAGGAUGUCCAGAAGAUCCUGGGUCUCACCCUGGUUGUAGAUAAUGAGUUCGACUUUGUUGCGCCUGUCCCCAUCCCGCCAGAUCUCAAACUCUGGUUGGAAAAGUCCGACCGCGCUCAUGGCGCCAGCCGCGAUGAAGCCCUCAUCCGCUGCAAGCUCAACCUCCUCCUUGUCUGUGCUCACGAUCUAGUAUUGUCGUUUUUGAGCAAAUCUGCUCGAUCCCGCAAAGAACUUGGCAAGGCAGACACAACUGUCUACGGAAUUUCCACCGAUACCAUGACUUUCACGUUCAUGAAGCUCGACAAUGAGUCUCGGUGGUCGUACAAAAUUGUCGGUGUCGUUGGAAAUGGGUUCGAACAAGUGCUUGGCCUGCUAGUCUACCUGAUGGGGAAAGCAGCCUCGGUGUCACCCGCCACCUCCAAACGCACAUCUUGCCGGACACAAGAAGGAUCAUGGGAGUCUGACCUGAUCUUCGACUGUGACCCUGAGAUGGAUGUUGAGACGGAUGUUGAGAUGGAUGAAUGA
Molecule: messenger RNA, 648 nt
Organism: Penicillium psychrosexuale
Lineage: Eukaryota; Fungi; Ascomycota; Eurotiomycetes; Eurotiales; Aspergillaceae
Exons: 4
Coding region: 1-648 (215 amino acids)
Source: RefSeq, a predicted model, not a curated record